Molecule: messenger RNA, 1503 nt
Organism: Ogataea haglerorum
Lineage: Eukaryota; Fungi; Ascomycota; Pichiomycetes; Pichiales; Pichiaceae
Exons: 1
Coding region: 1-1503 (500 amino acids)
Biological process (GO): proteasome-mediated ubiquitin-dependent protein catabolic process
Cellular component (GO): cytoplasm; nucleus; GID complex
Molecular function (GO): ubiquitin protein ligase activity
Source: RefSeq, a predicted model, not a curated record
AUGAUUCAUUCGGUUGAUUUUCAUUUACAGUUAAAGCAAUCUCAAUUUCGAACACCAAUCGAAGUGUUGAGGAAGAAUUUCAAAUGUAUACAGAAACUUGUGGAAACACAGAAAAGCUACUGUAUAUGCCAGAUAAAACUAAUCGAGAACACCCGCAAUAAACAGGAGAAGUUGGAUCUUAUCGAUGCCACCAUUCGACAACAGGAGAUGUUUAGCAGCGAUAUUGAAAGAAUGGUCAAAGAACAUAACAAGUACAUUUCAAAGUUGAAACUGAGAGUACAUAAGCUUAAACAGUUUCAAAUAAUAUAUGAUGGCCACACAGGAAAGUUUUCCAGCGAAGAAGCACUUGCCAAGUAUGCAGCAGUUUACAGAGAAGAAAUCAACCUUUUGUUGAUUGAUUUCCUUCUCAAAAGUUCCUAUAUGGACCCAAUUCAUUCCGACAAGUACAACUCGGGUGUUAUUCUAGCUAAGAAACUGGGACUCGAUAAUUUGAUUGACUAUGACGUGAUAUUACAAGGUCUUGAAAUCUACAAUGAAAUAAAGUUUCACAAAAAUCUGAAAAUAUUGAUCAAAUGGUGCACGGAGAACAAAAAGAGUCUAAAAGCAAUUCAAGAUGAAAACGAUCCAAAAUCUUCUCUGAAAUUUGAAACGUAUUUUCAAAGUUUCAUUGAGAACGUUAAGCUGGCAGAGCUCUCGAAGGCCCUGGAGAUUGCCAGUGAGUAUCUGGUGAAUUUCUUGGAUAUGAAUGUGGAUGAAAAUUUAUACAAAAUUGCUUCAGGUGCGGCAUUGCUUUGCUGGAACCGAACUUACUUGGAUGACACUGUUCGGCCAACUCACAAUCGCGAACAUGAAAAAUCCUAUUCAUUUUACGACCAGAGUAUGAACAUGGUCAACCAAAUUGAAGGGAAUAUUUUACCGCUAAAGGAGCUUUUGGAGGAAAGUAAAUGGUCCAAGCUAGCUGAUUUUUUCCUGUUCAACUUCAAUUCAAUAUAUGGAAUAAGCCAGAAACCGGACUUGCUGCUGCUUUUAAGCGUGGGAGCGACUGCACUUAAGACAAGAUCUUGUGUGCGGCCAUCGACCUUUAGUGAAGUCAGUACGCGUGACAUAAACUUCGACGAUUACUUGAUCGACACCAAGAACAAGGAUGGUAGAAUUGCAAUACAUAAUGAAUGUCCAAUAUGUUCACCCGAUCUUUAUGAACUCACUCACGAUAUCCCAUUUUCUCACCAAGUGAAAUCCAAUAUCUAUGACGAUCCGGUGAUGCUUCCCAAUGGUAAUAUUUACCAAUAUGAUAAACUGAUUUCGAAAUCUUCUAAGAUUAGUGGGGAGAAUUUUGAUCGAUCGAAGCUUAUGCCAGCACAGCUUUUUAAAGAACUAAAGGAUUCCAUUGGAACUCUUGGUAAGAACGAGUUUACUGGUCUGUUGGACAACUAUGAAAUUUUAGACCCUUUAACAGGAGAGGUUUUCAAAAGAGAACAAAUCACAAAAGUAUUUCCUACUUAA